GGUCACACUGUGUUUAUGCUAAAAAUCAGGCGCCAAUUUGUGUGAUUUCUAUAAGCAAUUUUAAAAGCAGAACCAUGCAGGCCAAAGCAACCGACAGCCGACAGGAACCGACGCUGCAUAUGGACACAAAUGCGCGUCGCAAUUUCAUCAAAUUCCAUGCGAAACUUGGCGAGAAACCCGCAACUACAGUGCGAUUCUUCGACCAUUCCGAUUGCUACACAGUACAUGGCAGCGAUGACUGCGAACUGGUGGCCAAAGUGGUGUACAAAUCCACCGCCUACAUCGGAGCCCUGCUGCCGGAUGACAAGAAGGAGACGCUCCAGUUCGUCUCCAUGUCCAAGGGCAACUUCGAGCUGGCCGUGCGGGAGCUGCUCCUGGUGCGGAAUCUCCGCGUGGAGGUGUAUGUCAAGAAGUCCAACGACUGGGAGCUGGAGUACCGCGGCUCGCCCGGCAAUCUCCUCCAGUUCGAGGACAUUCUGUUCGCCAACAAGGAGGUUCUGGUGGGCAACAGCAUCAUCUCGCUGCUGGUCAAGCUAGAGGGCGGUGGCCAGCGACGCGUGGGCGUGGCCAGUGUGGAGCAGAACGACUGCAAGUUCCAGCUGCUCGAGUUCCUCGACGACGACUUCUUCACCGAACUGGAGGCCACCGUUGUGCUCCUGGGACCCAAGGAGUGCCUGCUGCCCAGUCUGGAGGGCGACUAUGCGGCCGUGAAGACGCUGCUCGAGCGGAAUGGCGUCAUGAUCACGGUGCCCAAGAAGAGUAGCGCAAAUGAUUUGCUGCAGGAUCUCAACCGCCUGUUGCGCUUCGCCAAGGGACAGCAGGAGGAUGCCACGGGCUUGAAGGAGCUGCAGCUUCAGCUGGCCUCCAAUGCAUUGAAGUCGGCUAUUAAGUACUUGGACCUGGUUAACGACGCGGGGAACCUGGGGCACUACGAAAUCAAGCAAUUGGAUCUAAAGCGCUUUGUGCACUUGGACUCGGCUGCCGUGGCUGCGCUAAAUAUCAUGCCCAAGCCGGGCACUCAUCCUUCCAUGCCCUCGUAUCGCUGGCAGAGCAUUAUGGGCGUGCUGGACCAUUGCCGCACUCCACAGGGACACCGGCUGAUGGGCCAGUGGGUUAAGCAGCCGCUGCGAAGCCGAGAUAUCCUCAAUGAUCGUCACAAUAUCGUUCAGUGCCUACUCGAAUCUCCGGAUACCAUGGAAACGCUUAGCCUGGAUUAUCUUAAGCGCAUUCCGGAUAUUCUCAUGCUGACCAAGAAGCUGAUGCGAAGGAAAGCUAAUUUGCAGGAUCUGUUCCGAAUUUACCAAGUUAUUCUGCGAACUCCAAAGAUUCUAAAGGUUUUGCUUGAGCUGGAGAACUCCACAAUAGAGAGUGUAAUCUGCGCGCCUUUCAAAAGCUUCCUGGAGGAUCUGACUGGUCUCAAGCAGAUGGUCGAGCAGGUGGUUGACUUUGAGGCCAUCGAAAGGGGCGAGUACCUGGUGAAGGCUUCGUUUGACAGCCGACUGAUGGAACUGCAGCAGACCAUGACGGAGCUUUAUGAGAAAAUGGAAAGGCUGCAGGCCAAGUGCAGCGAGGAGUUGGAUUUGGAUGGCAAGAACCAGGUGAAGCUGGAAAAUGUGGCCAAAUUGGGACACCAUUUCCGCAUCACUGUGAAGGAUGAUUCUGUGCUGCGCAAGAACAAGAACUAUCGCAUAGUGGAUGUCAUCAAGGGCGGCGUUCGCUUUACGUCCGAUAAGUUGGAGGGCUAUGCCGAUGAAUUCGCCAGUUGUCGCACGCGCUACGAGGAGCAACAGCUGUCCAUUGUGGAGGAGAUCAUUCAGGUGGCUGUGGGCUAUGCGGCCCCACUUACUUCGCUCAACAAUGAGCUCGCCCAGCUUGACUGUUUGGUCAGCUUUGCAAUCGCCGCGCGCAGUGCUCCCACUCCCUAUGUGCGACCCAAAAUGCUGGAGGAAGGUGCCCGCGAAUUGGUUCUCGAGGACGUGCGUCAUCCCUGCUUGGAACUGCAGGAGCAUGUCAGCUUCAUAGCCAACAGCGUGGACUUUAAAAAGGAGAAAUGCAACAUGUUCAUCAUCACGGGACCAAACAUGGGUGGCAAAAGUACCUACAUUCGUUCCGUGGGAACCGCUGUGCUUAUGGCCCAUGUUGGUGCCUUUGUACCCUGCAGCUUGGCCACAAUUAGCAUGGUAGACUCCAUCCUCGGAAGAGUGGGAGCCAGUGAUAACAUCAUCAAGGGCUUAAGCACAUUUAUGGUGGAGAUGAUUGAAACAUCUGGGAUAAUAAGGACCGCUACUGACAAAUCCUUGGUAAUCAUUGACGAACUGGGUCGUGGCACUUCCACCUACGAGGGUUGUGGCAUUGCCUGGUCAAUCGCUGAACAUCUGGCCAAGGAGACCAAGUGCUUCACUCUGUUCGCCACUCAUUUCCAUGAGAUAACCAAGCUGGCAGAGUCUCUGCCGACGGUUAGAAACUGUCAUAUGGCUGCAGUGGCCGAUGCGGAUAACUUUACGCUGCUCUAUCAAGUGCGUCCAGGGGUUAUGGAAAAGAGUUUUGGCAUUCAGGUGGCGCGAUUAGCAAAUUUUCCCGAGCAUGUCGUUCAGAAUGCGCAGGAGGUGUAUAAUGAGUUCGAGGACGAACAUGUGGACAAGCAGAAAAAGGAGGACAAGGCACUGCUGGAGAAGAUUCAAGUGGCCAUACAACAGCUGUCGACAGCCGGGAACAACGUCGAUAUCAACGUAGAGGACUUGACCCAGCUGGUGACGCAGUUUACGAAGGACAUUGAGCAGUUGGAUAGCGAUUACUUUAAAUCCGUGCUGGCCACUAGUGAGGCUUAGGAUGAAGGUUGGGGCUAAAAGUAUUUUUUAACAGGCAGUA
Drosophila takahashii is the source of this 2868-nucleotide messenger RNA. It is a transcript of the gene spel1, whose product is annotated as DNA mismatch repair protein spel1. NCBI's taxonomy places the organism in Eukaryota, Metazoa, Arthropoda, Insecta, Diptera, Drosophilidae. The record is from RefSeq and is a predicted model, not a curated record. Gene Ontology annotation, biological process: mitotic recombination; mismatch repair. Gene Ontology annotation, molecular function: ATP binding; ATP-dependent DNA damage sensor activity; mismatched DNA binding. Gene Ontology annotation, cellular component: MutSalpha complex; nucleus.